Molecule: messenger RNA, 2023 nt
Organism: Orycteropus afer afer
Lineage: Eukaryota; Metazoa; Chordata; Mammalia; Tubulidentata; Orycteropodidae
Gene: CSGALNACT1
Product: chondroitin sulfate N-acetylgalactosaminyltransferase 1
Cellular component (GO): Golgi cisterna membrane
Molecular function (GO): glucuronosyl-N-acetylgalactosaminyl-proteoglycan 4-beta-N-acetylgalactosaminyltransferase activity
Source: RefSeq, a predicted model, not a curated record
UUGAACCUCCAGGUCUCCUCUUGCUGUCUUCAGCACAUCAGGAAGGCUAUGAUGGGAAUUAAUGUGAAAAGUCAUCACCUCUGCCUUGAAAAUCGUCCUUUAGAAGGAGGAAAGCUGCUCGUGUGAUAGUUGGCUUCAAGGGGCAAGGCACACUGUGGAAGGAAAUGGACAGAAGGAGCUCAGGGUGCCCCAAACGCAUGCCUGCUGUGGUCUAGUCCAGGGAAGCCCUUGUGUGGGGCCCUGGCAUUCUGGGAUGUCGCCAGGUCUGGACGCAUGGCUGAUUCCUGAAUGAUGAUGAUUCGCAGGGGGCUGCUGGCCUGGAUUUCUCGGGUGGUGGUUUUGCUUGUGCUCCUCUGCUGUGCCAUCUCCGUCCUCUACAUGUUGGCCUGUACUCCAAAAGGAGACGAGGAGCAGCUGGGGCUGCCCCGGGCCAACGGCCCAACAGGGAAAGAGGGGUACCAGGCUGUCCUGCAGGAGUGGGAGGAGCAGCACCGCAACUACAUCAGCAGCCUGAAGAAGCAAAUUGCACAGCUCAAGGAUGAGCUCCAGGAGAGGAGUGAGCAGCUCAAGAAUGUGCAGUACCAUGCCAGUGACUCCGCGGGCCUGGGGGUGGACCGAGGCGCCCCUGAGAAAACCCAGGCGGACCUCCUGGCCUUCCUGCACUCCCAGGUGGACAAAGCAGAGGUGCACACAGGCGUCAAGUUGGCCACAGAGUAUGCAGCAGUGCCUUUUGAUAGUUUCACCCUGCAGAAAGUGUACCAGCUGGAGACGGGCCUGACCCGCCACCCUGAGGAGAAACCUGUGAGGAAGGACAAGCGAGACGAGUUGGUAGAAGCAAUUGAAUCGGCCUUGGAGACCCUGAAUAAUCCAUCAGAGAGCAGCCCGAGUCAGCAUACUUACACAGCCUCGGAUUUCAUAGAAGGGAUCUACCGAACAGAAAAAGAUAAAGGCACUUUGUAUGAGCUUACAUUCAAAGGGGACCAAAAACAUGAAUUCAAACGACUUGUCUUGUUUCGACCAUUUGGCCCUAUCAUGAAAGUGAAAAAAGAAAAACUCAACAUGGCCAACACACUUAUCAACAUUAUUGUGCCACUGGCAAAAAGGGUGGACAAGUUCCGGCAGUUCAUGCAGAAUUUCAGGGAGAUGUGCAUCCAACAGGAUGGGCGAAUUCAUCUCACUGUUGUUUACUUUGGGAAAGAACAAAUGAAUGAGGUCAAAGGAAUACUUGAAAACACCUCCAAAGCUGCCAACUUCAGGAACUUUACCUUCAUCCAACUGAAUGGAGAAUUCUCUCGGGGAAAGGGACUCGAUGUCGGUGCCCGCUUUUGGAAGGGCAGCAAUGUCCUCCUCUUCUUUUGUGAUGUCGACAUCUACUUCACCACCGAAUUCCUCAAUACGUGUAGGCUGAAUACUCAGCCAGGCAAAAAGGUAUUUUAUCCAGUCCUUUUCAGUCAGUACAAUCCCGGCAUAAUCUACGGCCAUCACGAUUCAAUCCCUCCCUUGGAGCAGCAGCUGGUCAUAAAGAAGGAAACGGGAUUUUGGAGAGACUUUGGAUUUGGGAUGACUUGUCAGUAUCGAUCAGACUUCAUCAAUAUAGGUGGGUUUGAUUUGGACAUCAGAGGCUGGGGUGGAGAGGACGUGCACCUCUAUCGCAAGUACCUCCACAGCCACCUCAUAGUGGUGCGCACACCCGUGCGGGGACUCUUCCACCUCUGGCAUGAGAAGCGCUGUGUAGAUGAGCUGACCCCGGAGCAGUACAAGAUGUGCAUGCAGUCCAAGGCCAUGAACGAGGCCUCCCACGGGCAGCUGGGGAUGCUGGUCUUCAGGCAUGAGAUUGAGGCUCACCUUCGCAAGCAGAAACAGAAAACAAGUAGCAAAAAGACAUGAACUCCUGAGGAUGGAUUUGGGGAGACAUUUUCUUUUUUCUUUUUUUUUUCCUUUUGCAAUUACUGACAGACUGAUUGCAACAAGAAAAAGACUUCCUAUAAAGGGGGACAAAAGAAUUUAACUCAUUGGUAAAAGA